Prunus dulcis (almond) is the source of this 1400-nucleotide messenger RNA. RefSeq lists its product as uncharacterized. The record is from RefSeq and is a predicted model, not a curated record. The coding region runs from base 306 to 821 and encodes 171 amino acids. The transcript is spliced from 3 exons. Lineage: Eukaryota; Viridiplantae; Streptophyta; Magnoliopsida; Rosales; Rosaceae.
UGUACGAGAAAUAGGACAGUUUUAUUGACUCAGCCAAAAGAAAUGCACUUUGCUGAUGCCAUUUCCUGUUUCAGUUUCCAAGCAAAAACUCUAGUCAUGGCAAUAUUUUUCUCUUCUUUUCAUCUAAUUUCUCAAUAAUCAAACUUGCUUGAUUUCCAUAAAGCCAAAGCUUUUUCUGCAUAUGUGUUAUGAAAAUUUCCCUUUUCUGAACAGGCAGAAAUUACCCAACAUAUUGUCUGUUUCCACUUCCACUGGUUGGGCCCGAGAUACUUGGUGCAACUGGCAAAAGAUCUUUGAAUGAGAAAAUGGCUGUGGCUUUUACCCAGCUUUCAUGGUGGUUGUGGAGUGGAAAGCAGAAAGAGCCUAGAAUCUCCAAUUCAUCUUCUUUAAGUUCUUCACCCGACCCCGGCAUGUGGGAAUCUGAUGGUUUAAAGUUUCAUUCGGUUAAGGGGGCCAGUAUGGCCUCAUCAUCAUCAAGAAGGGUGAAACGCAAAUGGCAUAGUCGGGAAGAACGGAAAAUUGAUAGGGAAUAUGAUCUUGUUCUAGUUCCAUCUGAGGGAGGAUGUUUUUCUGGUUCUGAGUCUGAUGACUCGGAUUGGUCAGUUGGAUGGUUGGAGCCUCAUGGACCUGGGUUUCGGAGUGAUGAUGAUACAGACGAUAGUUUUGCUGUGCUGGUUCCAUGCUAUGGGCAUGUUAUUCAUGAUAUGGUGAAGGAUCCAAAGAGCAAUAUCUUGAGCACUGUUGGGAACAUCCCAGAUGGUUAUUCCGAUGAAAGCAAGAAAUAUAUGGAAGAGUGGCUCUCUUCUCUCAGGAACAGCUGAAGGCAGAUUGAAAUGGAUACUUAUUAGUAGAAGAGGACUGGCUAAUGUCGGUCCAAGCUAAUAUAACUUUGAGUAGUAGACAUGGAGAUUUAUGAAGGAUUACUAUUGCUAGAAGGUGGCCUGCUUUCUUGCUGGAUUUGCCUUGGCCAGCAAGUAGUUGGCUGCUUCAAAAUUUAGGAUGGUACCACGUGAUAUAAGUCAAUAGCUAAAAGAAAGAAAGAAAAAAAAAAAAAAGAAGAGGAAAUUUUGGCUUGGGAAACUUUUAAGAAAAUGAAGAAAAAUGAAAAAAGGGAAGGAAAAGAAAAUAUAAUAGGUGGGAUGUGUAAAUUUGCCUUACAUGUGAUUCAUGGAUGUAAAUAAUGCUGGACGUACGAGAGAUAGGAAGCUUAAUGCUUCUUCCUAAUAUUUGUUGUAAAUAAUCUAUGAAUAUUCAUAAAAGAAAAAUUGUAAAUAUUAUGUGAAGAGAAGAAACCAAUGACUCUCUGAUAGCUUCAUGUUGAUGUUAUUGUAAAUAACGUGUUAAUAAUUCAUAUUGUUGUAAGUACUUUUUGAAUAAUAAUAAAAAAUUUGUAAAUAUAA